GUUCUCAAGGAAACAAAUAAUACAAUCAAUUUCUAUUUACACUCUUUGCCCUAUCAGUGGACAUAAGUUGUGCUGUACAGUAAUAGCUAACUUAUUCCGUGAGCACGUGCUUACUUGAUUGAUUCGGUGUUUGCCUCGGUGAUUGAUUCUGCAUUGAUUCUGUAAUUAUCUUGAUAUCCAUGAUAUUUCCUUAGACAGUUCAACCCUUGACCGGACCUCUGAUCAUCAAUAUAUUCCCACGCCUCUACGGUUAUAGUUUGCAGCAACCCAAGGAACUUCCUUAAUUUCUAGUGGUCAUGUCUCUUGCCGGUCGCAAUUAUUAUGCCGAUCAAGCCCACAACCCCCUCGUACCGCCAGCCUACGGCGGUGGCCCAGACAACGGCCGUUUCUUCAACGUCGUUUGUGUCAGGAACGAAAGGAAACAAAAAGCAGGUAAUUUCAAUAAUCCUGCACCAAAUUUCCCCCUGCAGGGAUAUUCCCCCCAGCUAGCUGCCGCUGUCCCCAAUCCACCGCAGCCGGUAUCCCCGUAUGAGCAGCUCAAAAGUCAUUUCAAGAAAUACGACGCCAACGGCGACGGCCGCCUUAGUGAACACGAGCUCCGCAGGGCGUUCGCCUCCUUGGGUUCGCGGUUUCCUCUGGUUCGAGUGUGGAGCGCAAUGGAAGAAGCUGAUAAGGAUGGAGAUGGAUACAUAGGUCCGAACGAGUGGGACGCCCUCAUUCGAUACACCAUGUCGUGGUUGGACAGAAAGAUAUGAUCUAGUGUGGCAUAUGAUCGAACAGUUGAUCUGUAAUAAGAAAUUAAUGGGGUUGUAGCUCUCUGUAAGAAUGAUAGCUCCUCAUGAGUCAUGGCUUCUGUAUGGCUUAGGUACUCAGUGUCUCAAUUUUUAGGGUUAAUCAGUCUUUGGGUGUGACUGGCUAAUGUAAUAACGUCUUUUCUUUUGUUCUCUCUCUCUCUCUCUUCAAUUUAGUGUGCUUGAUUGUAACAACUAUUACAAAUAUAAGACGUUUAUUAAU
Molecule: messenger RNA, 1014 nt
Organism: Rubroshorea leprosula
Lineage: Eukaryota; Viridiplantae; Streptophyta; Magnoliopsida; Malvales; Dipterocarpaceae
Source: the annotation of a GenBank genome assembly